Messenger RNA from Vanessa atalanta (red admiral), 926 nucleotides. RefSeq lists its product as uncharacterized. NCBI's taxonomy places the organism in Eukaryota, Metazoa, Arthropoda, Insecta, Lepidoptera, Nymphalidae. The transcript has 6 exons. The record is from RefSeq and is a predicted model, not a curated record. Bases 150 to 770 code for a protein of 206 amino acids.
GCUGCACCAACUCCAAACGCCGGAGGUGUCGGUGUUGGAACGGCAGAUCAAGCGUGGCCUCCGAUCGUUGUGGACCUGCUCACAAUCGCUCUACAGAGAAAGGAUCGACUCGAGUGCUUCUUGCGACAUCCGUGCCCGACAAAAUAAACAUGAGGAUACUACCCCUGAUUGUGUUCAUAGCCUGCUUGCUGUAUCAGACGGCGGCGCGACCACAGGAUGAUUCUGAGCCUCGAUCCGCGUCCAACCGUGGUUUAUUGAAGAGAGGUCUGGUUAGCAAGGCCAAAACCACUACCACCACGGCAGCACCACAGGAAGAAGAAGAAUACGAGGAUGAAGCUGAAUACCCAGAAGGUGAAGCUCAGGAACCCUCCACGGAGACACCACCUUCCUCCACAGAAGGCAAAAAGUUAGUCGGAAACGGCAUUCGUCCUUUCCGAAGUAACACUGAUUUAUUAGAAGCCUUGAAGAGACGACGUGCCCAAGUUGCGGAAGCUAAAAAUCAAGGUAACUCCGCUCCUUCCGUAGCGCAGCCUCUAUCCGACGGUCAAACGGAAGCCCCUGUCAAAGCUAACUUCAGCAAAAAGCGGUUCAACACAGCGACGAGAGAGACAAAGACCGAUGAAGCUCCCGCACCAGCACCUGCCAAGCCCAGCAGAGGUCGUUUUGGAAGGCCAUCAUCAAAGUCUAUCCAGGAAGUUGAGCCUGAAGAACAGAAUGACACCACUCCCCCAGCAAGGACUGGCAGGACAUUCAGAAGGGGAGGCAAUUAGAUCUUCCAUUUAUCCCUACUAUCCCCCCCAUAUUCCAUCCUAAUCCGCCCAAACCUCCUCAAAAUUAGUGAUAUCACUGCCAUCAGAUAUUCUGGUCUGAACUCAUCAGCUCCGAUGAAUGAAGAAAUGAUUUAUAUCUACUAUUUGUAAAUUAUG